AUGGAGAGGGCCUUGCAGUUGAAGUCAGAAGUGCAGAAAACAGGUCGAAUAUUCCCUUCAGAUGCGUCAAUCAUUCUCAUAGGCUCUCGAGGGUCAGGAAAACGGAGUCUGGGUUUCAUUGGAGCAACUCAUCUGGGUCGACGAUUAAUAACAGAGGAUCAUUUCUUUCAAGAGGUCACCGGCCUUUCUCGAGCCGCUUAUGUUCAGCAGAAUGGAAUCCAUGAAUUUCACAAGAGAAAUGUCGAUGUUGCGAGGCAAAUGCUAUAUGCAAACCGAACGGGAUGCAUUAUUGAAUGUGGAAUGGCAAGUCUCGCAACUGAAGUACAAAAGACUCUUCGAGAAUAUACAAAAACGAAUCCCGUGAUUUAUAUCUUACGAAACAGCCAAAGAAUUCGAGAGAUGCUGAACAUUGGAGAUUUCGAAGCAGCACGUUACGAGAAUGCCGAUGCUGCUCAUAGAUUUUGUUCAAAUUAUGAGUAUUAUAAUUUGCAUGACAGAAGUUGUGAUGGAAUGGCGAGUCCUAAGGAUCAAGGACUUCCCAAUGUUUCAUCAAAAUUGAAACAUGCAAAAGAAGACUUUUCUGCAUUUCUUGAUUUCAUCACGGGACAAGGAGUCAUUCGUAAUAGUUUGGAAAGUCCAUUCUCCAUUGCCGCUCUACCACCCGAAUGCAGGCUGUACACUUAUGCCUUGUCUAUUCGCAUGUCAACAAUCCCCGAUCUGGACCUUCAAGAAUUGGAAUCUGGGGCCGAUGCGGUUCAAAUCAAGGUUGAUGCUCUACGGACCCCUGAUAUCCAAAGAGGAUUAGCGAAACAAGUUUCAACGGUAAGAAGGGAGCUUGGAGUACCCGUCAUUCUCCAUGCUGAAGAGUAUGCAUUUGAAGGUCUCUCUUUGUCAAUGUCAGAGAAAGAAGAUAUUUAUUUUGCAUUACUAGAGCAUGGGUUACGUCUGGGAGUUGAAUACAUUGUUGUCGAUCUUAGAUAUCCAUCCGAUCGUGUAAUGCACCUUGUUCAGUCUUCCGGGCGCACGAAAAUUAUCGGGCACUAUCUUCACCGCGCUGAAACCUCUCGGGGAUGGGAUGAUGAGUCUAUGAUGAUAGAGUAUCGAAGAGCCGAGUCGUUAGGUUGUGAUAUGGUCCGGUUUGCUCGAGCAACCUCAAAGGAAAGUGACAAUGCAGCUGUUCGAGAGUUUUUGAGAAAAAUAGAAUCUAUUCCAGGACAUCUUCCAGUCAUUGCCUACAACCUCGGGGAUCAUGGAAGGGGUUCUUUAAUUGAAAAUCGGAUUUUCACACCAGUGACUCAUCCUAUUAUGAAAUCCACAGUCAGCAAGAGUCAAAUCAGACAGUUUCUACCAACAGCCGCAGAGGCACGACAAGAACUAUUCCGAAAGUCUGUUCUCGACCCGCUCCAUUUCGUACAUCUUGGAGCUAGUGUAUCUUAUAGUUUAUCCCCGGUCAUGCACAACACAGCUUACAAAGUUUGUGGUAUGACCAAUGACUUUCAAUCACUGCAAGUUAAUUCUGUUGAUGACAUUCAUGCCAUUUGUCAGCGACCCGACUUUGGCGGUGCUGCGAUCACACAACCUUUUAAAGUCCAAAUCAUGUCCCGAAUUGGUCCACAGAGCUACCAUGCAAGAGCAAUUGGGGCAGUAAAUACUCUUCUGCCACUUCGAGCAUUACCGGAUGGCAGUCCUCUUUCUGGUAAUACGCAAUCGUUGCUUCAACAAGCAAAUCGCCGAAGCAAGACUGGACCUGUUAUUGCUUACUAUGGUGACAACACUGAUUUCAUUGGUAUAAUGACAUGCCUUCGCCGAAACAUAUCACCACGAAACGUCGUUCAGCCAUCCAAAACAACAGGACUAGUCAUCGGCGCAGGGGGUAUGGCACGAGCAGCCGUGUAUGCCAUGAUCCAACUCGGAUGUCGCAAGAUCUUCAUAUAUAAUCGUACGAUAGAGAAUGCACAGAGAGUCGCCAAUCAUUUUAACUCAUGGGCUAUGUGCUUGAGUAAUCAUGGAAAAAUUGUAUAUGUGUUGCAAUCACUACGGGAGGAGUGGCCACAGGGCUUUAGCCCACCCACUAUGAUUGUUUCAUGCGUACCAGCACGAAGUGUGGGCGACCGACCGCCAGCAAAUUUCACGAUGCCUGUACAAUGGCUGGGUAGUGCUACCGGUGGAGUUGUUGUAGAGCUCUCUUACAAACCUCCACUCACCACCCCUCUUCUUGCCCAAAUCCGACAAUUCCGAUGCCAGACCAAAAUCGCCUGGGUAAUAGUUGAUGGUCUCGAAGUCCUCCCUGAACAAGCCAUCGCCCAAUUCGAGUUAAUGACCGGUGUUAAAGCGCCCAAACGGCGUAUGAGAAUGGAGGUUUAUUCAAAUUAUCAUAAAUAUGGGGAAGAAGAGUCUAGUGUAUAG
Sclerotinia sclerotiorum 1980 UF-70 is the source of this 2406-nucleotide messenger RNA. RefSeq lists its product as hypothetical. The transcript is spliced from 3 exons. Lineage: Eukaryota; Fungi; Ascomycota; Leotiomycetes; Helotiales; Sclerotiniaceae. Gene Ontology annotation, molecular function: shikimate 3-dehydrogenase (NADP+) activity; 3-dehydroquinate dehydratase activity; 3-phosphoshikimate 1-carboxyvinyltransferase activity. The record is from RefSeq and is a predicted model, not a curated record. Gene Ontology annotation, biological process: chorismate biosynthetic process. The coding region runs from base 1 to 2406 and encodes 801 amino acids.